AUGGGUAAUGGUUCUUCUAAUAAAAAAAAAGAAAAAAAUAUAGAUUAAACUUUACAGGAUUUGCAAAAAAAUUAGAGCAGAUCAUAAAAAUAUGAUCCUUUUGCUGAUGUAGAAAUAUAAAGGUUAAGAGAAAAAUUCAGAUUAUUAUCUGACAAUAAGCCUACAUUGACGUUAAAUGGAUUCAAGCAACUCCUUGAACUUAAGACGCAUUUUUUUAGAGAAAGAAUUUUUUAGCUAGUGGAAGCUGAAAUGACAAAAAGAAAUAAAACUGAUAUAGAUUUUGAUUAUUUCAUUAAGGUGCUAACUCCCUUCCAUCCUUUAACUUCAAUUGAUUCAAAAUACAAGCUCUUAUUUGACAUUUAUGAUAUAAACGCAGAUAAUCUAAUUUCUUAAGAUGACAUUAAAGCCACUAUGAAAAUUAUUUAUUCAAUUUAGAUAUCUAAAGAUAAAAAAGAUAAUUAAAACUAAGAAGAAAAUUAUAGGAAAAGAAAUGCUGAAUUGGAAGAAGUUAAGGAAGCAUUUAUGGCAAACUAAGAUUACUUAGAUUCAUUAGCUAAAGAUAUAAUGAAUGAUUUUGACAAAGACAGGAGUGGAGAACUUGAUUUUGGUGAAUUUAAAGAAUUAGUUGAUAAUCUAGAUCUGUAAUUUAGAUUAAAUAUAAAUUUUUGA
Molecule: messenger RNA, 669 nt
Organism: Tetrahymena thermophila SB210
Lineage: Eukaryota; Ciliophora; Oligohymenophorea; Hymenostomatida; Tetrahymenidae
Product: EF hand protein
Exons: 3
Molecular function (GO): calcium ion binding; calcium-dependent protein serine/threonine phosphatase regulator activity
Source: RefSeq, a predicted model, not a curated record